This is a messenger RNA of Arachis stenosperma, 1908 nucleotides long. RefSeq lists its product as uncharacterized. The record is from RefSeq and is a predicted model, not a curated record. Lineage: Eukaryota; Viridiplantae; Streptophyta; Magnoliopsida; Fabales; Fabaceae. The coding region runs from base 890 to 1645 and encodes 251 amino acids. The transcript is spliced from 2 exons.
ACCAUCCCACUUCAGAGCCCAAAUCACCGAGCCCUUCUCUUCCUUCUCUCUUUCUGUCUUCCUCGCUGUUUGAGCUCUCUCUGUCGUUGCUUUGCUGUGGGUCGUCGCCGCUUCUCCUCACUCAACCGGUUCAAUAAUCGGUUCGGUUCUCGCAUGCUAGAAAUUCUGAAACGGCAUUCGGUUUUUUAGGAAUUUGAAGAGAGAUUCUGAAACCUAACCCUACGUCCGAUUGCGAAACAGUCAGCCAUAACCCAUAACCAUCAGUCGUCUCUUGUAUCGGUUGGAGAUGGAGUCAUUAUUGUACGCAGUUUCAGAAAAAGAUGCAUUUGCUUUCCCUGUUGCAGAAUUGCUUCGAUUAGGGAAGAACGAGAUCGAUAACUCGCAUCCCCCCUGUUCUUCCUGCGUCCAUUUGUGCCCAAUCAAAUUUUGGAAUGCAACACAUGCGCGCUUUCCAUCAUUCUAACAAAGCUUUCUUACUGGGCAAUGGUGAAUCCUGGGAACUCCACUGCCACAACAGCAAGCUACGCAGAUCAGAGCCUGACUUCAUGCAUCCACCACCGAGAUCUCUGAUCCUUAUUUCGUUGCAAAUAUUAGAGGCAACAUUUACUUGUUUGCACGCGUGCCCAGUUUAGGUUUUUGGGUUCUUAAAUCCGGGACAUGGGAUUCUUUGCCCGCUCCACCACUUUCUCCUGUUGAUCCAACACUCAGGCGCGCUUAUAAUCUUAAUUCUCCUUGGUGUCAAUGGUUCGUUUCUAAUGACAAGCUUUUCCUGCUUGCAUAUCAACCUGGAAAAGAAGAAAUAGUUGUCUAUGACCCCCAAAGUGACGUCUAGGAGAAAGUGGAGGACAAGGACACCCACUUCCAGUUAAGCUCAUUUGGUUUUGAUUCAAUGAGUACUAUCUCAGUUCCAGAUGUAGGCAACAAUUGCAGUGUGGCACUUACAUUUAGGGGGGAAAACAUUAGAGGAGGGGAAUUUGUAAACAUCAAACUAUAUGCUCUGCUGCUGGAUAAGCAAACUAACCUUGUCCGUUGCUGUCAAUCGCUUGACGAGUGUUCUAAUGAGAUCCAAGUCCAACAGUCCAAAGUUUGGUGGUAUUCCCCAAGCAUGAAAUGUGUUGACCUUGGCAAUGGCAUGGUAUGUGCUCUCAUCAUUGGGAGCACAAAAUUAAGGUGUCAUGCUGGUCUAGAACCUCUCCUUUGGAUAUUGGUAUUUACCCUAGCCUGGACACAAGAGGACCAAAGAUUCCUAUCUGUUGUUGAUGUUUCUGUGAAUCAAGUCUACACCAGGCACCUCGCCAAUCCCAAGGAGCCUGAUUGUCUGCACAGUGCCUUUAUUGUAACACCCAAGGAUUUUAGCACUGUAUUUGUGGAGCAGAAAGACUCACUGAAUUGGCCGGGUGACAAGACAAAGAAGGAUAGCUCUUCUACUGUGACAAAUCUUGAUCGAAUGGAAGCCGAACAAGAGAAUGAAGGCCAAGCUCAACCGCCACAAACAUACACCAUGAAGGACAUUUUGGGGGAACUUCAAAACAUGAAGAUUAUAUGGAAGGAAGAUUACCAAGUAUUGAAGCAAGUCUUGCAAGGCAACAAGAUGCUAUUGAUAAUCUCUGCACGCAUUUCGGGAUUCCGAAUAGGUGUGGCAUAAUCGCUGAACCGCGCACAAGUCAAGGUGACGAGCAAUGAAGAGAAAGAUGAUUGAUCAUUUUUGGUUUCACAUGAGGAUUUUUUUCUGAUCACUAUUAUUCUGAUCUAACAUUAGUAAGCAUAGAAUUAUAUAGCACUUAGCUUAUGUUUAGGAUUUAUAACUGGUGGAUUAUGGCUGUGAAUACUAUGCAUAAAAUCAUGAAUGUUCUUUUUAAAGAAUGACUUAAAUGUGUGGACUUGGUAUCUGUACACUUAUUAACUUUC